Messenger RNA from Colossoma macropomum (tambaqui), 2488 nucleotides. RefSeq lists its product as uncharacterized. Bases 87 to 1874 code for a protein of 595 amino acids. The record is from RefSeq and is a predicted model, not a curated record. Gene Ontology annotation, biological process: cell-matrix adhesion. NCBI's taxonomy places the organism in Eukaryota, Metazoa, Chordata, Actinopteri, Characiformes, Serrasalmidae. The transcript has 17 exons.
UGCUCAGUGAAGUGCUUCAGUCUGAGCUCAGGAACACAGAGCAGUGCUCUUCUGUCUGAGAUUGGAACAUUUAAGUCUAUGUGGCAAUGAGGAGUUCAGCUAUAAUGCCUGGGGAAUCUCUGAAGAUGGUGGCAAUCAUAUUAAUGAUAAGUGGAUUUGCAAAUGCACAAACAGAUAGUCCAACAAAUUCCACAGCUGCAGAUAUCGCCAUAACAGACACCAGCAAUGUCAGCACAACCACUUCCACAGCUGCACACACUGACACAACAGGCAUCAGCGUAAACCCACUCAGUUCCACAACUGCACCCAUCAGCACAGCAGGUGUCAGCAAAAUAAUCCCCAUCAGUUCCGCAGCUGCAUCCAUCAGCCCAACAGAAGCACCACCACUUUCAUUCUAUCCAUUUGGCACUGCUUUUGGCGAUACAAGUAAUAAUGCCUAUGAUGAUGGAAGCAGUCCUCCUAUAAGCCUACAAAGUCCAUUCUCAUUUUUUGGAUAUUCAUACCCUCAAAUUUAUGUCAACAACAACGGGCAUCUGACGUUUGAUCGGCCGUGGUACGGCUAUACCCCCUACCAGUUCCCUGCUCGCGGCGUCAGAGAUAUCAUCGCUCCAUUGUGGACUGACAUUGAUAACAGCCUAAAUGGUGUUAUCUCAUAUCACCAAUACACUAAUCACAGCGUGGUCUCACAGGCCACCCAAGACAUAAACCAGUACUUUCCAGGGCUGAACUUCACGGCUUCCUGGGUCUUUGUUGCAACAUGGAAUAAAGUGGCGUACUACAAAAACGCCUCACAAUCAUCCUUUCAAGUGGUUCUAAUUUCAGGAGGCAAUUCUUCCUUCAUCCUCAUGAAUUAUGGUGUGAUUGCUCCAACAGUCCUUGGCGUUGAGGCCGGGUAUGACACAGUAAACUCCACAGACUACUUUCUGAUUCCACGCUCAAAUGACACCAGCUUCAUAUCCAACCUCAGCAACUCAAGUAAUGUGAAUGUGUCAGGUCGCUGGGCCUUCAAAGUGACUGGGGGGCCAAGAAACAUCUUUAGCCAAGUAUCACAACCGCCUGUGUUCUAUCCAUUCGGCUUGGGGGCAGGAGACGCCUUUAACAGUCCCAGUGAUGAUGGAAGCUCAUCUGUUAUAGGCCUACAGAGUCCAUUCUCCUUCUUUGGACGAACAUACUCUCAGCUAUUUGUCAACAACAAUGGACACUUGACAUUUGAUCAAGCAAUGUCCAGCUGGGUGCCUGAGCGCUUCGUUGUUAACAGUGGAAGAGAUCUCAUCGCUCCACUCUGGACUGAUAUGGAUAAUCGUGGAAAUGGUAAUAUCUCAUAUAAUCAGUACACUAGUGGCAGUGUGCUCUUACAGGCCACACGGGACAUAAACCAGUACUUUCCAGGAGUGAACUUCACUGCCUCAUGGGUCUUUGUUGCAACAUGGGAUAAAGUGGCGUACUUCAGCUACUCAGGCACGGAAACAUCAUUUCAAGUGGUUUUGAUUUCUGGUGGCAAUUUUUCCUUUGUGCUGAUGAACUACGGUGACAUUGCUCCAACUAACCUCAGAGCGGAGGCUGGAUAUGACACAAACUUCACAGACUACUUUGUAAUUCUGUGGUCAGAAAACAAAUUCACCAUUCAGAGUCUCAGGUAUCUGAGUAAUGUGAACGUCCCAGGACGCUGGGCCUUCCUGGUAAACCGACCUAGUGACGCAAUUACAAGAGAUGACAUUCUUGCAGUGCGAAUGAAAGUCCUGACAGGCUCUAACCUAACAGACACUAGUAACCAAAAGAUCCUUCUACAGCAAUUCCAGGAAGAGCUGAGGAAGAAAGGCGUGCCGAGCACUGUGAGAAUGAAACUGUUACGCUUUCAGAAGAAAAGUCCAUGAGUGGUUGAUUCGGUGACCCAGAAGACAGUGCUCAUGGUCAUUUGACAGCAUGGAACAAAUUUUCAAAAAAUGUUAUUUUCCCAGCUUUCAGGCUUUCUUUUGAACCCACCCACUCUGCUAGUGAGUUUCAGACAAAAGUUGAUCUGUUCAAAUUUAACCAGAAUUUACAAUAUGUAAGAUUGUUUGUUCAAAUUAAAAGAAUAGCAUUACUGUGUUAGGAGAUUAAAAAUGUGCUAAAAUAUGCUGAGAUGGACAUGGUGUGUCAAAAAAUAAAUGCAACCAUCAAACAAAUCCACUGAGAAGGCAGAUUUGACCAUUUUCCCAACACUUCACUCGUAGGAACUUCACUCUUGCCAAGCAGGGCUCAGUAAGAGUCUCAGCGCUCAAUGCUAUUUUAGGAUUAUUAUUAUCAUUAUUAUUAAGUACUACUAGUAGUAUAAGUAGCGUGGCAAAGAUGAACUUAAAUGAGUGUAUAUGUUUUGUAGUUAAAAUUCAAAUGAAUUGUAGUACACUUUUUUCCCUCACUACCCCCUUGAAGAAGACCCCAGGUCAUUUGAGUUUGAGACCCCUACAUCACUGACAGAAAAUACAGGUUUUGCCUGUGACCCACAUCC